This is a messenger RNA of Malaya genurostris, 2034 nucleotides long. Its product is annotated as nose resistant to fluoxetine protein 6-like. Bases 11 to 1987 code for a protein of 658 amino acids. Gene Ontology annotation, molecular function: acyltransferase activity, transferring groups other than amino-acyl groups. Lineage: Eukaryota; Metazoa; Arthropoda; Insecta; Diptera; Culicidae. The record is from RefSeq and is a predicted model, not a curated record. The transcript is spliced from 4 exons.
AGUUGGAAACAUGAUUGUAACUAGGAUAACAAUUACGCUCUCUUGUAUACUUCUGUUGAAGUCAUGUGCGGCUCUUCAAGUUGUAAAUCAUAAUCAAAGUGAAUCUCGAAAUAAUGAGUUCGGCAUAGAGGAGAUGCUUCUCUUGAAUCGUCAGUUCCUGGAUUUUCUCAUUGGAUACGAUAGCACAUUGGUUUUGCAAUCAGAGGAUCAACUGUGUUUAAGCACAAUGCAACAACUGUCAGUGGCGUAUUUGAAUCGAGAACAUCACGGAUUGGAGUGGUUUGAUUCUUGGGGAAAGAUUCCUUCCGGUAUGCAUCAUGGCAAUGGUAACGCCUUUGGAAACUUCGAUCAGUGUCGUUUGUACAGUUGGCAGGGGGUUCGUGGACAACAUUGUACGUUUUUGGCAGCCCUUUCUAGCAGCUUACCGCCUUUCGUUUCGUCCUUGUGUGUACCACAUUUCUGUACACCGGUUUUUGCAAGACAGCUUUAUGGAGAAUAUUUAAUAACCCGAGGAGCUGUUGUUAUAACCGAUAUAAAUCAGGAUUUGUUUUGCAUUCAAGAUCGCGAUAUUUUGUACGACGGCGGUGUAGUAACAGCAAUUGUAAUCUUCUCUAUUAUCACUGCUCUAGUACUAUCUAGUACGAUCUACGAAUUAGUACAAAUUCAACUGAAACGCGACGUCGUUAGUCUAUAUAGUGCAUUCUCCUUGUACCGGAACUUACGGAGUAUUCUGCACAUCGCUCCAAAGCCGAAAGUCAUCGAGAAUAAAUCAGAUACGAUUGAUUGCGCCCACGGAAUUCGGGCCAUUUCCAUGAUCUGGAUUAUCGUUGUUCACAUUCAUGAAAGCAUUGGCCCAGUUCCUGUUAACAAUGAUCUAGCGAGAACAAGUUAUCUUAGCAGUUUCGGAUCCGUGGUCUUGUUCGGGAUGGGAUAUCUGGCAGUAGAUACGUUUCUGGCGCUGAGUGGAAUGCUGGUAGCUUGGAAUUUGCUUAAAGAGUUGGACAAAAAAAGGAAGAUCAACCCACUGAUGUUAUACCGUCAUCGAUAUAUUCGAAUUACAGCCCCUUACGCGGCUUUGGUACUUUUUGUGGUUUCGUUCGCUAAAUACAUGGGAGAAGGCUUUAUGUGGAAGACUAUAAUAGAUGCAAACGAUGAAACGUGCUCCAAAUAUUGGUGGUCUGCUCUGCUGCAUAUACAAAACUAUGUUAACCCGAGAAGCAUGUGUCUCGGAUGGACUUGGUAUCUAUCUGUCGACAUGCAACUAUAUAUCCUCGGUCCUGCUCUUAUCUAUCCUUUGUGGCGCUACGGAAAACGUGUUUUGUUUGGAAUCGCUUUGUUGGCCUUGCUGUCCAUGGGAUGCGUUUUUACAACGGUUCUCAUUAAUGAUUUCCGGAUCAAUCAGAAUGCUCCAAACGUGCAAGACAAAUCUGUUUUAACUUAUUAUCCAACUCAUGCUCGUAUGGGCGUUUGGUUGUUCGGAACAAUCUUUGGUUACAUUCUAUAUAAGACGAAAUCGACGGAUGUUAAUUUAACAAAACGACACUAUGCCAUUGGAUGGUCUGUCUGUUUCGCACUUCUAGGACUGAUGAUGUACGCGCUGUAUGAGUUUGUACGAACGGACUUCAACGACUUCUCCAACGUAGCGGAUGCAUUUUUUGAAGCACUUCACCGACCCGUUUUCGGUAUUUGCGUUAUGUGGAUCAUCUUUGCUUGUGUGAAUGGCAAGGGUGGACUUAUCAACGAGCUGUUAAGCUCCGUACUUUGGCAGCCAUUGUCUAAGCUUUCGUUCACGAUGUAUUUGUUGCAUGUACAACUGCUGCUGAUGGCGUCCAUUGCUUCAGUGAAAACAGAUAGUUACUUUAGUGUGAUGGAUAUGUUUUAUCGAAUCUGGGGUGCUAUAGGAUUGACGACAAGUAUCGCUGUGCUUUGGAGUAGUAUAUUUGAAAUUCCAUUUGUAACCCUAGACAAACUGUUGUUAAGAAGUUAAUUAUAGUAUGACUGAAUAUCGUGGAUUAUAAGCAGUAGUAUAGUAUU